UCACCUGACACAACCUUUCAGCUGACGUUAGAGAGCCGUUGAGACGCACGUUGCCCAGUCAUCUGCAGGAAGUAGUUCACUCCAGUGUGGCGCCAUCUUGUGAGGACGUAGCUCCAGGAGUUUACUGACUACAGAGUCAGACGGUGUGUCAGGGAGUACGAGAGGCAACAUUUUUGUUAACUCACUGUUGACGGUUGUUCCGAGAUGGACCUGACAGGGAUCCUAACCCUCCUCCUCCAGCUUAUCUCAGACUAUGUUGUUUCAAAUAAGAAUUGUAUUUCCUCUGAUGACUCUGCCUCUCCAGAACCUAUGACCACUUUGAGCACUUCAAGUUCAGGACCAGAUUCAGAUCCAGAGAGUUCAACCUCCACUGACUGCUCUACCUCUUCAACUCCUACGGAAACUUCGACUACUUCAAGUCCAACACCAGAUCCAACGAUCAGAGCAUUGACUGACAGCACGACUACAGAAACAAUUUGGACAUCUUCCGAUUCAACACCAAGUUCAGAGAGUUCAGCCUCGGGUGUGACCAGUAGCCAGGCGAGUGCAGCAAAUGAGAGCUCUGUGAUGGUGCCAGUGCUCAGCUGUCUGGCUGUCGUGUUUGUGGUUGUUGUGGUUGUUGCCGUGUUUUUCUUGUGGAGAAGGAAACGACAAGCUGAUGAUGUCAGGAAAGAGAACAACCCCAGCUGCCUCUCUGUUGAGACCAACUUACAUCACAAGCAGGACUCGUUCAACGUUUAUGACAAACUUUGUCAUGACAACAGGAGAACCAACAUCAACAAUACUUCCACUACAGCAGCGAACUCACGUGACAACGACAACAACGAUGACUACGCCUACAUCGAUGACCCCGCGAUAAACAAGGGCGUUGUCAGGCUGCACCACGACAGGCCGGUGACGACCGAUGGUCAGCACGCACUCACUGACCCCUCUGUCAGCGGACUGGAACCUGACCUCUCCUCCACCUACACACUCGCCCGACCCACAGACAACGACAUUCCUGACCCUCAGCCUCCAGACUACUUCAUUCUGGAGGAGAGGGACAAGAAAGAGUGUGCUGAGCCAACCCAUUACUUUAUUCUGGAGGAGAGGGGUGAGAAGAAUUCAGCCGCAGACACAGACACCCAGCAGUACUUCAUUCUGGAGGAGAAACCGGAAGGAGGGGUUGGAGAGUCCUCCAGGUCUGAUGCUGACUACUUCGUACUCCCCUCCUUCGCUGUCAUACCUUCCCCAACUCUCUAAACAGUCAGGUACCCAUUCCCACCACCUGGGUCGAAUGGCGAAAGUUUGCUGCCCUAGUCGGGCAUUGAACCAGCGCACUCUCAGUUAGGACGUCAGCACUCGGCUCUCUGCUUGUCACAGAAGCGGUGAGGAAGUAAAGACGACAUUGUGAGUAACAAGACACGAGGAUGUUGACACCAGAUCUUUUCCUGAUGCCUGGGUAAUGCGAGAGUGAGAUGCGGUCGAAUAUUCUGUCACAGAAAAGACGAUUGUGUAUAUUUAACAAGCUACAUUUUUCACUUUGUGAAUUUUUUUAAAGCGUAUUUGAUAUCCCACAAAAGAUGUCGAGAAUAAACACUGAAUAAAGUUUA
This is a messenger RNA of Pomacea canaliculata, 1592 nucleotides long. RefSeq names its product cell wall integrity and stress response component 4-like. Bases 205 to 1242 code for a protein of 345 amino acids. NCBI's taxonomy places the organism in Eukaryota, Metazoa, Mollusca, Gastropoda, Architaenioglossa, Ampullariidae. The transcript is spliced from 8 exons. The record is from RefSeq and is a predicted model, not a curated record.